UGGUCACACUGUCCCGCACUCACACACAGCCACCGUAAACAUUUUGUCGUAGAACCGAACACGUCAGCUACGCGGAUUGAUUAAAAAACAACUUUUCGUGCGCCCCGCAAAUCCGAUCCGUAGCAGCAGACCAUCCUGCGCAGUCCGCAUUCGAUCUGAAAAGUAUUCCCCAGGACUUGAAUAUCAAACGCAGCCGCAAAAUGGUACUCAUUGCUGCUGCAGUCUGCACGAAGAAUGGCAAAGUGAUUCUGUCACGUCAGUUCGUCGAGAUGACGAAGGCACGCAUCGAGGGACUGCUAGCUGCCUUCCCCAAGCUCAUGACUGCUGGCAAGCAGCACACCUACGUAGAGACGGACUCUGUGCGCUACGUCUAUCAGCCGAUGGAGAAGCUGUAUAUGCUGCUCAUCACAACAAAGGCCAGCAACAUCCUGGAGGAUCUGGAGACGCUGCGCCUGUUUUCGAAAGUGAUCCCCGAGUAUAGCCACUCGCUUGAUGAAAAGGAAAUCGUAGAGAAUGCUUUUAACCUAAUCUUCGCCUUCGACGAGAUCGUGGCAUUAGGAUACAGGGAAAGCGUCAAUUUGGCCCAGAUCAAGACCUUUGUGGAGAUGGACUCGCACGAAGAGAAGGUCUACCAGGCGGUUCGACAGACGCAGGAACGCGAGGCGCGUCAAAAGAUGCGUGAGAAGGCCAAGGAGCUGCAACGCCAGCGUAUGGAAGCCAGCAAGCGGGGCGGUCCCUCCUUGGGCGGCAUGGGCGGACGCAAUGGGGGCUUUAGCGCCGACAGCUUCGGCAGCAGCGGCGUGAGCAGCAGUUCCGGUGGCUCCAGCGCCGCCAUAGGGAUCACCUCCAUCGACGUGGACACGAAAUCCAAGGCUACUGCCAGUAAACCUACUUCGCGAAAUGCCCUUAAGCUUGGCGGCAAGUCAAAGGACGUGGACAGCUUCGUGGAUCAGCUAAAGAGCGAGGGUGAGAAGAUUGCCAAUCUGGCUCCGGCGGCGCCCGCUGGAAGCUCCAAUGCUGCCGCCAGCGCAAGUGCAGCAGCGAAGGCGGCAAUCUCAGCGGAUAUUCACAAGGAGAGUGUGCAUCUGAAGAUCGAGGACAAAUUGGUGGUGCGAUUGGGUCGCGAUGGCGGUGUGCAGCAGUUCGAGAAUUCAGGCCUGCUGACCCUGCGCAUUGCGGACGAGGCGUACGGUCGCAUCUUGCUGAAGCUGUCCCCCAACCACACACAGGGACUGCAGCUUCAGACACACCCCAAUGUGGACAAGGAGUUGUUCAAGUCACGCACCACCAUUGGGCUGAAGAACCUGGGCAAGCCGUUUCCCCUCAACACCGACGUGGGUGUGCUCAAGUGGCGGUUCGUUUCGCAGGACGAGUCGGCUAUUCCAUUGACCAUCAACUGCUGGCCAUCAGACAACGGCGAGGGUGGCUGUGAUGUGAAUAUCGAGUACGAACUGGAGGCUCAACAGCUGGAGCUGCAGGAUGUAGCCAUUGUCAUACCUUUGCCAAUGAAUGUUCAGCCCUCAGUGGCCGAGUACGAUGGCACCUACAACUACGAUUCACGUAAGCAUGUGCUGCAGUGGCACAUCCCUAUCAUCGACGCCGCCAACAAGUCCGGCUCCAUGGAGUUUAGCUGCAGUGCCUCCAUUCCGGGCGACUUCUUUCCCUUGCAGGUGUCCUUCGUUUCCAAAACGCCGUACGCGGGCGUCGUUGCCCAGGAUGUGGUGCAGGUGGACGGCGAAUCGCCGGUCAAGUACUCGAGCGAAUCCAUUCUGUUCGUGGAAAAAUACGAGAUCGUGUAGGCAACGCCGCAGGCAACCUAAGUAGUACAUAAAUACACCUAGAAAUCCAUUUUAUUUUUCCGGGGCGAUUCGAUUCGAUACGAUUGAUUCUACUGCUGCAGUAUGUUAUAGAUUAUUUUUAUAUAUGUUUCGAACUUUGGAUAUACAUAUAUGGCGCGAUCGGCUUCUCAGAGCAAGUAAUCCCAAAAAAAACUAAAAAUAUAUGAAAAAUCAUUAAAGUCUAUCAAUUAAACUAAUUUUGUGCACCCGAAGCGUUGCGUGCAACGGUAUAAAAUAAAUGAAAGGCAAUUAGUUAUA
Molecule: messenger RNA, 2096 nt
Organism: Drosophila ficusphila
Lineage: Eukaryota; Metazoa; Arthropoda; Insecta; Diptera; Drosophilidae
Gene: deltaCOP
Product: coatomer subunit delta
Exons: 8
Coding region: 201-1799 (532 amino acids)
Biological process (GO): Golgi localization; retrograde vesicle-mediated transport, Golgi to endoplasmic reticulum; endoplasmic reticulum to Golgi vesicle-mediated transport
Cellular component (GO): cytosol; COPI vesicle coat
Source: RefSeq, a predicted model, not a curated record